This is a messenger RNA of Olea europaea var. sylvestris, 1089 nucleotides long. RefSeq names its product AAA-ATPase At2g18193-like. The transcript is spliced from 2 exons. The record is from RefSeq and is a predicted model, not a curated record. Gene Ontology annotation, molecular function: ATP binding; ATP hydrolysis activity. Lineage: Eukaryota; Viridiplantae; Streptophyta; Magnoliopsida; Lamiales; Oleaceae. The coding region runs from base 1 to 1089 and encodes 362 amino acids.
AUGCAGUCAUUUGGUGAUAUGCAGUCAAUGACUUCCAAUAUAUUUUCAGCCUACGCAUCUGCUGCAGCAUCAAUGAUGCUAUUUCGAUCCAUGGCGCAUGAUAUUAUCCCGGAGCCCGUAAAAUCUUACAUCAUAUCUGCUUUCACUCGAAUUUUCAGCUAUCUUUUCACUCCAUCGGCGACCCGAAUCACGAUGGUAGUGGACGAGUACGGUGGGAUGACCCGCAACCAAAUCUACGACUCUGCCGAGGUUUAUCUGCACACAAAAAUCAGCCCAAAUACGGAGAGAUUCAAGGUAAGCAAGAAUCCCAAGAAGAGAAGUAUCAGUCUAAGUAUGGAGAAAAAUGAGCUGGUGAUAGAUACUUUCAACGGCAUCCAACUUGAAUGGCAGUUUGUGUUGGAAGUACCUGAAAAUCAAAAAGAUCAUUCUCAGUCAGAGAAAAGGUACUUUGAACUCCGUUUUAAUAAACAGUAUAGAGAAAUUGUGUUGAAUGAGUAUUUGCCUUUUGUAAUGGAAAAGGCCAAAGAAAUUAGGGAAAGAGACAGGAAUGUGAAAUUGUACACAAGGGAUUGCCCAUAUUCUUACCCAGACGAUGAAGAAGAUGUAGUGAAUGGAAGUGGAAUGUGGGGUUGUGUGAAUUUAGAUCAUCCCGUGACUUUUGAGAAAUUGGCAAUGGACCCACAAUCGAAAACAGAAAUAAUUGAGGAUUUGGACAGGUUUGUGAGGAGAAAAGAGUACUAUAAGAAAGUUGGAAAGGCUUGGAAGAGAGGGUAUCUUUUGUAUGGGCCUCCGGGGACUGGGAAAUCGAGCUUGAUUGCAGCAAUGGCGAAUUAUUUGAAGUUUGAUGUCUAUGAUUUGGACCUUACCAGUUUGUAUGACAAUUCUGAUUUGAAAGAGACUUUGCUCUCGACUACCACCCGAUCCAUUAUUGUGAUUGAAGAUAUUGAUUGCAGUGCUCCGAUGCUCAACCGGGAUGCUGAGCCUGAACCUUCUGAUACCAAGAGGCCUGAAAUCCUGGCUUAUGGGUCUAGCACGAGCUUGUCUCUGCUGAUAUGGAAUCCUGGUCGAGCUAGUUUAGCCCCUGUUUGA